This is a messenger RNA of Vicia villosa (hairy vetch), 993 nucleotides long. Its product is annotated as protein FAR-RED IMPAIRED RESPONSE 1-like. Lineage: Eukaryota; Viridiplantae; Streptophyta; Magnoliopsida; Fabales; Fabaceae. The coding region runs from base 1 to 993 and encodes 330 amino acids. The transcript has 2 exons. Gene Ontology annotation, molecular function: zinc ion binding. The record is from RefSeq and is a predicted model, not a curated record.
AUGUAUGUUCAGAAUAAAAGCAGUCUUGUUGAUUUCUUGCACGGUUUCGAAAGAGCUGUAAAAGAAUACAGACAUAAUGAGUUAAUGUCUAAUUUUAAAACGUUCUAUUAUGAUCCCGUGCUAACAACUAAAUUGGAGGGGUUGGAGCUUGAAGCUGCAAAGAUCUUUACUGGGAAAAAAUUUAAGGAAGUUCAAGAUGAAAUAGAAGACGCGAUCACGGUAAAUGUUAUCGAACGCUCUGAGCUCGAAAAUGUUGUGACUUUUAAGAUGAAUAGAUUUUGCAACAAAAAUUCUACAUAUCUAGUUCAUCUUGAUAGGGCGCAAAGUAAAUUUUUAUGUGAUUGUAAUUUGUUUGAACGGGUAGGAAUUCCAUGUUCUCACAUCAUUUGUGCCAUGCGGCAUGAGCACAUAAACAUAUUUCCAAAUAGUUUGAUUUGUAAAAGAUGGACCAUAUCAGCAAAGGAUGAUUAUAUAUCGUCAAUGUCUUCUGAAGAAUGUGAUGAUGAGAAAAUGGUCAUGUUUCGUCGAGGGACUAUGUCUUCUGCGUUUAAUAGUCUGUGUGAUAUUUCUUGUAAGCAUCCAGAUGAUUUUAAAGAGGCUUUGAAAGGGAUUUAUAGUUUGUGUGAGAAAAUAAAGAGGCGUCGUGAUGUCAAUGGAAAUCAUAAGACUAAUACAAAUGUUAUUAAUGAUCCCAUUCAGGCCAAGACCAAAGGUGCUCCUCGUAAGAACAAAGGCAUUCCUCGCAUGACCAAAGGUGCUUCUCGUAAUACAAAAGGUGUCCCUUGUAAUACCAGUCACACAAAGCAUAAGUGUCAAGAUAUAGGUAAAAAUGAUGUUCUACAUGAAGUUGACAAAGGCUCUGUUGCAAUAUUAAAUGUAGGGUGUGAGGGUGUUGAUAAGAAUUAUGAUAGUCAGCAGAAGAAAAAAGAUGUUGAUGUUGUUUGUUCAAUGAAAGAAUUUAUCAAUAAAAAAACAUCAAAACAUGUAAGUUAA